Molecule: messenger RNA, 1119 nt
Organism: Brenthis ino (lesser marbled fritillary)
Lineage: Eukaryota; Metazoa; Arthropoda; Insecta; Lepidoptera; Nymphalidae
Source: the annotation of a GenBank genome assembly
AUGUCAGAAAAGGGAGGCUUAGUCUUGGAGCCUGGAAAAAUUAUCCGGCCGGUGAUCGAUCACGAUGGGGUUAAGUUAUUAGCUGAAAGGCUUUAUGGCAUAUCCGUUUUGGAGCUCUCCGAGCUGAAUGGCUACGAUGACAAGAAUUAUAAAAUAACUGAAGACCCCAAUAUGAAAAAUCCAUUGAUUACGAAUCACAGUCAAUAUGGAUACGUCUUGAAGAUAAUGAACUCAAUGGACUCACAGAAUUUAAAUGUGGUAGAGGCGCAAAAUGAAAUAAUGAACUUUUUGGGCACUCGAUCAGUAUCAUGUCCUAAGCCGAUUCGAAACGUUUAUGGCCAUCUUCACUCUGUAGAGAACAUUGGGGGCAAGCAGCAUGUUGUACGUCUUUUAGAAUAUAUUCCUGGAGAACUAUUGAAAGAUGCACCUCUUUCUGAAUCCCUGUUUUAUCAGCUUGGAGAAUUUGUGGCUAAUUUAGAUAACAAGUUACAGAACUUCAAUCAUUCUGGUCUGGUGUCUCGCGAACACAUCUGGAUGUUGAGUAAGGUGCCAGAACUUGAGAAAUUUAAAUAUGUCAUUAAAGAUGCUGAGAAACUCGACUUAGUUGAGGAGGUAAUUGAAGAGUAUAAAUAUGCAGUUGUACCUCGACUCGAUGAGCUGGAAAAGGGAGUCAUCCACGGAGACGUCAACGAGAUGAAUGUUCUCGUUAGUCUUAAACCCGGGGGCAGUAAAACCGAUUAUCGUAUAUCUGGUAUAAUUGAUUUCGGAGAUAUCCAAUACUCUUACUACGUGUUCGAGCUCGCAAUCACUAUGACGUACAUGAUGUUGCUGACUGGAGACCCUCGUACUGGAGGAUUUACGUUGGCUGGAUAUACUGUCACUAGAAGAUUGCCCGAUGAAGAAUAUAGACUUUUAAAGACUCUGAUAUCAGCCCGUUUAGUCCAAAGUCUAGUCCUUGGAGCUUACACCCUGGAACAGGACCCAAACAAUACAUACGUCACGACUACCGAAAAAGCAAACGGCUGGGAGCUGCUAAAGAAGAUCAGAAAAUCCAAACCUGACCCUGAUGAUGAUCCUACAAACUGGAAGGCAAUUGCAAAUGAGUUUUUGACGAGAAGU